UCAGGCAUCAAUGCAUGGUGCCACGGUUGGUGGUUGGGUUGCCAAUGGUGGCAUUCGCGAUGAGGAGGAGGAGGAGGAGGAGGAGGAGGAGGAGGAGGAGGAGGAGGAGGAGGAGGAGGAGGAGGAGGAGGAGGAGGAGGAGGAGGAGGAGGAGGAGGAGGAGGAGGAGGAGGAGGAGGAAGAGGAGGAGGAGGAGGAGGAGGAGGAGGAGGAGGAGGAGGAGGAGGAGGAGGAUGAGGAGGAGUGGCAAUUGGUGUAGAGGAGGCACGGUUGACAAUCGAGCAG
Closterium sp. NIES-67 is the source of this 285-nucleotide messenger RNA. The record is from the annotation of a GenBank genome assembly. Lineage: Eukaryota; Viridiplantae; Streptophyta; Zygnematophyceae; Desmidiales; Closteriaceae.